Molecule: messenger RNA, 486 nt
Organism: Moneuplotes crassus
Lineage: Eukaryota; Ciliophora; Spirotrichea; Euplotida; Euplotidae
Source: the annotation of a GenBank genome assembly
CUUGAAAUAAUAAAAUCAGCCGUAAAUAAUGUCUUAUAUUAAAGUUUCAGAGAGUAUCUCAAAACAGGUCUAUCUGUUAUACCGACAAGUACUCCAACUACAUCAUAAAUAAAUUGGAGUUUUAUCUUAUUCAUAAUGCGAAUAAAGUCAUCAGACAAGAGAUCAGAAGGCACUUUGAUGCAGCUAAUGAUGAGGAAUUAGACCAAUUUACUGAUAAGCUUAGAGGGUACCUCUCAAAUCUCCAACAGGAAUACGGGGAAAAACCUACUCCUCCUAAAGAAGAGGUUUCUGAAAUUGACUACAGCUUUUAUGAAUUUUUACAAAGGAAUCCUCUUAAUGUCAUGGAUGUCGAUGCCAGCGCCGAGAAGAAGGAGGAAUUAUUCAAUGAGAGAGUUAAGAAUAAGUUUGAAAAACAACAGAAUGAAGACUUUUCGAAGGAUCUGGAUGGCGAUAUUUUGUAAAUGUAAUUAACACACCCUUCAACUA